Messenger RNA from Emiliania huxleyi CCMP1516, 516 nucleotides. Its product is annotated as methionine sulfoxide reductase. Gene Ontology annotation, cellular component: cytoplasm. Gene Ontology annotation, molecular function: peptide-methionine (S)-S-oxide reductase activity. Gene Ontology annotation, biological process: cellular response to oxidative stress. The annotation marks the transcript as partial. The transcript has 2 exons. The record is from RefSeq and is a predicted model, not a curated record. Lineage: Eukaryota; Haptophyta; Isochrysidales; Noelaerhabdaceae.
GCCACCUUCGCCGGCGGCUGCUUCUGGGGCCUCGAGCUCGCCUACCAGCGCGAGCCUGGCGUGCUCAGCACUGCUGUCGGCUACACGCAGGCACGCCUCACCCUGCUAUCUCGGCGGUACCGUGGGGCACGACCGACCUACGAGGAGGUGUGCAGCGGCAGCACGGGGCACACCGAGGCGGUGCAGGUCGUCUUCGACCCAGACGAGGUGACGUACCGCCGCCUGUGCGAGCUGCUCGUCGAGCGGCUCGGCGACAGCCUCUACCUGCUCAACCAAGUGGGCAACGACCGCGGCACGCAGUACCGGCACGGCAUCUAUCCGCACGGCGAGGAGCAGGAGGCGGUCGCGCGCGAGGUGCUCACGGCCGUGGGCGAGCACGAGACGCUCGGCGCGGUGCAAACGGAGGUGCAGCCGGCGGAGCGCUUCUGGGCGGCCGAGGAUUAUCACCAGCAGUAUUUGCAAAAGGGCGGGCAGAGCGCGAAGAAGCGCGCCGAGGAGACGAUCCGCUGCUACGGC